GAAAAGUGGAAUAAGAAAGAAGUGUACAGAGUUAUCAAGUCAAGACUCAAAGAGCUUCAUCUGAUAGGGAUUUCCCAUAAUGAUAUUAGACUAGGCAACAUUCAUGUUUCUGUUUCAGGUAAGAUUUCUUUGAUAGAUUUUGGAUUAUCGGACUGCACAAAUAAUGAAGAACACAAGAAGAAUGAUUUUGAGACUCUUGACUACAUAUUGAGAACAAAUGGUUCUAAUGAAAGUUAUAAGCAUGCCAAUCGAGUUAAUGCUAAAAGCGAAGCUAUACUUGCUGAUAGAGUAGACGAAGAUGGCAAAUAUGGAAAUGAUAGUAAAUCUUCUAGUGAAGAAGUAUUUGAUGAAGGGAGUUCAGGAACUUUUGGUACCCAAAUAACGAUAGAAGAUAUUGCUUCAAAAUCAUCACAAAGAUAA
This is a messenger RNA of Debaryomyces tyrocola, 420 nucleotides long. The record is from the annotation of a GenBank genome assembly. Lineage: Eukaryota; Fungi; Ascomycota; Pichiomycetes; Serinales; Debaryomycetaceae.